Messenger RNA from Nanorana parkeri, 7589 nucleotides. RefSeq names its product zinc finger FYVE-type containing 26 (gene ZFYVE26). The record is from RefSeq and is a predicted model, not a curated record. Gene Ontology annotation, molecular function: phosphatidylinositol-3-phosphate binding; metal ion binding. The transcript is spliced from 39 exons. Gene Ontology annotation, cellular component: lysosomal membrane; centrosome; midbody. Lineage: Eukaryota; Metazoa; Chordata; Amphibia; Anura; Dicroglossidae. Gene Ontology annotation, biological process: regulation of cytokinesis; double-strand break repair via homologous recombination; mitotic cytokinesis.
UGCGACAGCUCUAUAUGAAGUAUGGCGCACCCGUUCGGGGAGGAAGAAAUGGCUUCUCUGAAGUCUUUGUGCGAAUUCUUCUGCCGGUGUCUGCUAAGAGGCCACUGGGAGCUGGCAAGGGCCUGCUUGCCCACAUUACAUAGGAGUCCUAAAGCGGGCGAAAUAGAGGACUUGGUGAGAGGUCUUGUUGCAGCUCCGCACUUUCUACAAUGCACUGACAAACACACUUCUCAGCAGGUGGCCUGGUUCUGGUUUAAUGCGCUGGAAACUUGGUUUGCAAAGGAAAGUCAGCUGCUGUUUAAUUUAAAAAAUGAAACUGCAUUUCUUCUGCUGCUGCAAGGGCUGCAAAAUCAAGUUCCCCAACAAACGAUGAAGGAUCUUUAUAGGUUAUUUUCAUCUAGUCGGUAUGAUAUAAAGGCAAACAGAAGGGACAUUUCCACUUCUUACCUUACUUCUGACACAGUAUCGUUGCUACGCGAGAACCUGUCUCAAAACCCUGAACUUUUACAAGCAGUGCUCAGCUUUCUACUAGUGGAUGACAAUCAUUCCACAUCAUUUGAAUAUAAUCAUCGUCUCCUAAAUAUCACUGUGGACUUCAUUUUAGACUUGUUGACAUCUCUUCAUGAACAUCACAGGACUGAGGAACCAUCUGACUAUUUAUUUUCUCAAACAGUGAAUCAGAUAUACAAGGUUUUAAGCACCAUGUGCUUUGAUUUGGAUCUCCAAGCAAGUGAGCUCAGCCAAUUAUGUUCUAAAGUUUUUAGAGCAUCCUGGAUUAAAGGACAUGUUUCAGAGGAGCAAGUUCAGGCAUCUCUGCUCAGGAAACAGAAUUCUGGUUUGGUUAGUCUGUAUGGCAGUGUCAUCAAUGAGAAAAUGAAGACAUGUUUUGCUGCACAGAUAUCUUCAGGAAAAGUUUCUGCUCAAGAGCUCACCGAUAAUGAAAAAGCAAUUAUUCAUUUCUUUUGCAACGCUCAGCAGUCAGCUUCAUGGAAGAAGGUCUUUUUCUACUCCCUCUCCACUGGAAAACACUUUUUGGAGCAAAUACUGCUUACUGCCUUGACUGUUCUAAAAGCAGAAGAUUUCUGCACUCUUGAUGAGCUGCUAUCAAAUGAGUUUAAGCCUUUGAGACGUCUUCUUGUUCUGCUGGGAUGGACACACCUCCACAGUAUAGAGUCUGCUAAAUCACUGUUGCACCGACUUCAUAAUGACACAGAAAUAUGCAGUGACUCCAUAUUAAAAGAGUUUUGUGAUGGGCUCUUGUUUCAAGUGGAGGUUGUAGAAUGGUGUAUAGAACAAAAAAGUCCCUGUGUUGCCAAGAAAGACAUUUUGCAUUACUUGAAUAGUCUGGACAGCCAUUCUGGUUUGUACAUUCUUCAUAAUCUGACUAAUCUGCCAAAGUUAAAUGAAGAUGAUAUCUUUAGACUUUUUCACAAAGGACUCUCAUCAGGAAAAAAUGAAGUUUCUGUAAAUCAGAGGGAAGCACAUGAUCUGGCACAACAACGCAGCAAUUUUCUGUUUCAGGCAUUUUGUGGAUUAAAGUAUGCAAUGUAUGCACUUUGUAUCCAUGCUAAUAAACAUGUUCAGUGCAGGAACUGCCAUGCCAAACAAAUGGAUGGAUCACUUGUGGAUGUAGAAUUUGUGAAAGAACCUGGCAAGGAGACAUGUUUCUCUCAAGACUCUUCAGAUCUUUUUGUACAAUAUUUCACGAAAUGCCAAUAUUAUUUAAGUCUACUGCCUUCUCAACUGAAGCUAGAACUUGUGGAGAACAUUUUCUCUUUAAUGUUUGCUUCACUGAAUGAUCUGGCUCCAGAGACUCCACUGCUUGAUGACUGUCCCAUGGAAGAAGUUAAAGAAGACCUGGGCAUGAAAGUUGGUAGACCUGGGAGCUUGGACAUCAAUAUUGAUAAGGGAGGGUUGGUGAUAUCAUCCCUCAAUAGCCCCCAACAUACCAGUGGCAACCUGAACAAUGGCAAUGUAACAGAUUGUUUUCAAGGAUCAUCAUUUUUUACUACAGAUAACAUUAACUACAUAGACCUGGAACACUUUACUACUGGACUGACUGGAUUUUUGGCUGAUGAAAUUGUAUUGGACACUUUCUUAAAAAUGUUGGGAGAACAAGUAGAACAAAUAAACAACUCUUUUCAGCCAAAUCUUUUCUCCUUAAACGAUGAGCAAAGCUUACUAAAAGGUAUAAGCGCACCAAUUACUUCCGAGGAAUUCAGCAGCAGAGUGGCUCAGCUAUCUAAAUAUAUUUUAGAAGCUCAGUGGAGAUACAACGUGAUCAUGAGCAACAGAAAUGCAGAGAGCAGUGCAAGUAACUUGUCUGUCAGGAAUUAUGUGGAUUGCCGCUGUGUUUUGCAGCAAAGAAGCAACCUGAUUCCCAUGAUGCUUUCUCCACCUGAAUCCCUGCUUAUUUCAUGUAUUUUAAGAAAAAAUUACAGUGAAGCGCAUCAGGUGGCACAAAUGUUUCAUCUUCAAUCUUACCCAAGCUAUGGUGCAUUAACAUUCAUGGAGCGUUAUCAAGAAGUCAUAGGAGAACUGGCAAAGGUGGAAAAAAAGAUUGAGAAUCAGAGUUCGGAGACUACCAUCAGAAAAACAAACAAUAGUCGCUCUACUUUACAAGCAAUAGGAAAUGCAGCAGCCGCAGGAAUGGUGUUCUAUUCUAUAUCUGAUGUAACGGACAAGCUAGUUGCUCUUGCAGAAUGUUCAGUACCGACAUUACAGGAUGAUGUCUGGAGCAGAAAUUCAUGCUUAGAAAAAACUGAUACAUGGAAAAAUUUAGUAGAAGAGUUGAGUCCAGCAGCUAUGGCAGCAUUUGAUUUGGCUUGUACUCAAUCCCAUCUUUGGAAAACAUGCAAACAGCUACUAGAGACAUCAGAGAGGCGCCUACUUACCAGCAUUGAAGCAAAGGGUCGGAGAGCAGAUAUAGUUAUGGAACAUUCUGAAGGUAUUAAAGGUUUCCAGGCUGUUCUUCAGCAAAUGAAUAAACUCCUAAACUACCCAAGUGUACUUCAGGCACAGAAUGAAUUAGAGGAGAAGCUAAGCAGCCUGUUCAAGUGUAGCAUCACAGAGAUUUUCCAUAGCUGUUAUUCAGUACUCCAAGAUGAUUACCUAGUUUGCCAUAUCGUCCUGGAUUAUGAACUGGAACAGAUUCUUCUCCAGCUAAAAUCUGUGAUCGAUUGCUUUGAGCUGAAAGGAAACAUUGUGCAGUCAUUGUUGGACCAGUUAACUAUGAAGCCCCAAGAAGUUCAGAUGAAUCCUGUUCGCAAGCAGAUGACUCUUCUUUUGGAAAAUUUAGAAAAGAGAGUACAAUCAUUAAACAUGGAAAGUGAUAUAUUUGAUCAUGUCCAUCGUUUUUUCAUAUACAUUGACACUCUGGCAAAGGUUAUUGUUCAAAGUAUAAAUUCAGACUUGGAAUCAGCAUUGGAUCUGAGGGUGGGAAAUCCUUUCAUUCUUCUCCGACAAAAACCUUCCCAGUUGAUCUCCUAUUUGGUGUUUGAACGUCAAGUCUCUCUUGAAAGGUUGUCAUUAAUACUGAAGAAAGAAAAUCUGCAACUGAAUGUUAUGCAAGUGAUUGUAGAUUACUGCUGUGAAGCUUUGUCUUUUAGCCAUCCCAGGAAACUGAAUAAAGAAAAGUCCCUUGCAUGCAGUCUUCAGCAAUUAAUGCAGCAAAGUCUGGAGAUAUGUUUUCCUGACAUUCACAUCACAGUUUCUACAUGUACUAAGGACUGCGAGGACAGCAUGCAGAGUAAGCCAAAUUCUCCUGCUUCUGACUACUGCCAAUACUCCCUCACAGCAUCAACCUUAAACUUUUUGAAAAGCAAAUCCAAUGUAACAGCAGUUCUAACAUGUUUAAGUGUUAUUAAAAGUCAGAAGCCACCCAAGUCAGGACUGUCAUGGAUGGAUUUAAGAAGCAGUAGAAAAGAAAGUCCUUUAGACAUGGACACUAUUUCUUUGGAAUGUGACUUGAUGCUUUCAGAGUUUCCAAUUUUUCAGAGGUAUAUUCAUUUAAUGUCUGCACCUUUUCGGGAGGAUCUUCAAGACCCCAGUUCGCCAAGUAGUCCUUUGUGUGGCAAGCCAUGUUGUGCCUUGGUUCUUUUAGGUCUUCAUGCCUCCUCUUCUGUUGCUGUAAUUGAAGCUUUUCAGGAAGCACUUUCAAAGAAGGAUUGGACAAAUGCAUUGCAGAUUAUGAAUCACUAUACUUGUAACAUUGAUGGUCUUGAGGAAGUCAGAGAUGCACUUCUUUGCUGUGCUGCUGCAGAAGAAACAAAUGGCUGGAGAUAUCUUUUUGCUGUUAACAAUGCCACACUGAGAGUGAGACUGGCUCUUAGUUUUUUGGACAAAUGGCCAUUGGAUUCUUGCAGGGAGUUACUGGCUUAUUGUUUAUGUGAAACUGAUAUUGAAGAAAAUCUUAAAAUGGAACUUAAAAAUAAAAGGAAAGAAGUGGAAGUGUAUAGAAAGAUUCUAUUCCUGAAAGAAGAUAUAGCUCAGUCAAGCCGGCAAGAUUUAAAGGAAGAUUGUAUCAAAGAUCCAGAAGCCAUAAUUCAACUCAUUUUAAAAACUAAGGAUUAUAAGUUAUGCGAAGAUUGGGGGCUUUUUUAUCCAAUUCCAAAGGAUCUUUUCAUAGAUGUUUACCUUGACCAUUUGCUACAUCUCCUAGACAACAAAGACACAGAAAGAUCUCUCCAGUUACUAAAAAGAAUCGAUGACAAGAAUAUACAGCUGGCUGUCAUUGAGCGGGCUCUACUGCAGAAUCCAUGCAUAUUUGCUAUACAUUUUUUGUCAGAGUACCUGGUACUACAUUUUAAAAACUACCUUCUGGAAAUACGUUGGCGUGAAAUAAGAAACCUAUACAUGGGAUCGAAGGUGUUGCUAGCACUUCCAGAGGCUGCACAAUCCACCUAUGCGGAUCUUAUCUCAAGCCCUUUGUUAAUGCUGGAGCAGUUGCUGAUGAAUAUGAAGAUAGACUGGAUCUCUACUGUGGUGCAGACUCUGAAGCAGCUUGUGAAUGAUCCAGACUCGACAUUUUCAACUGAAGACAUGGACAAAUUGCUUUGUAUUUACGCAGCGAAAGCUUUGGAUGUGCCAUUUUCAUUCAGAGAAAAACGAAUUGAUUCUGUGAAUCGAAAUCCAGAAAGCAGCAGCCAGUCAGCAGAACUAGAAACAGUAAUUUCAUCCUCACAAGCAGACCAGCUACCUCCUACACCCUUUGUUGGUACUCCUGAUAAAUGCCAAAGGCGAAAUAAGCCUUCCCCAGAGUUUAUACCUCCCGAAAAACCUCCAUCAAAAAUGCAGUGGAUUCCAGAUGACACUGAAGUUAUCUGCAUGGUGUGUAAGAAUGAGAGGUUCACUAUGUUUAAUCGCAGACAUCACUGUAGGCGAUGUGGUAGGCUGGUAUGCAGUUCCUGCUCGAUGAAGAAGAUGGUAGUGGAAGAAUGCAGAGAAAACCCAGCUCGUGUGUGUGAUCAGUGUCAUGAUUAUUUCUCUACAAAUGAUACCAAAACAGAGGAAGACAUGGAGCACAUGAAAGAAAAACAAGGUGAAGGCCGUGAUCUAUCAGAAGUCCUUAAAUUGUCUAAAGCUGCUGAUUUGCAGUGGUGUCUAACAUUAAAUGAAGCUGAAAAUGAGGUGGAGAGGAGAGAGUUUUACUAUGAACAGGCCCCAAGUGCUUCACUCUGCUCAGCCAUUCUUAGCUUGCACUCUAAGAGUGAUGAAUGUGGUUACCAGCUCAUUGAGCGCUGCUGUCUUUUAUCAAAGGAGUUGACUAACCCAGAGAUGGACAGUCGACUUCUUCUGGCCAUCAUGAAAAAUUUGCUCUUUAGUGCCAAGAUGUUUUUUGUCAAAGCUGCAAGAAGUCAUGACCUUGCCCUUUGUGACAGUUACAGCAGCAAGGUGGACUUACUGAAGAUUUUAGUGGCAGCAUCCUAUAAGGACAUCCCUUCUCUUCAUGAGAUUGUAAGACCUGCUGCAGUAGUAAGGCUGCGAAAUCAACUCUUGGAAGCGGAGUAUUAUAGUUUGGCCAUAGAGGUGUCUACAAAAACAGGGCUUGACACUUCGGGUACGUGGCAUGCUUGGGGUAUGGCGUGUCUUAAGUCUGACAAUUUGCCUGGCGCAAGAGAAAAAUUUAGUAGGUGUGCUAAAACUCCUUUGGAUCUGAACCAAAAGAAUGUUGGAUCUAAACUCCUAGAAGAUAUUAUUCAGCACCUGGAAUCUGCAGCCAAGCCAAUUCUGCUGGUGAAAGAUGAUGACUAUUUUGCCACAUUAAAAGAAUUGGAAUGUACUCUGAAGGCAAGAUGUCUUUGGUAUGAAAUGAUGCCAGAGGGAAAGAUACAAAAUAACAUGUAUUAUCGGGAGUGCCUGUAUUACUUGCACACAUAUGGCACAAACCUUGGAAUCAUACAGUUCUAUAUGAGACAUGAUCUAAUGAGAGAUGCUUUGGUUCAUUUAUUAAACAAGGAAUGCCCAGGAGAUAUUUUCAUUGAAGGUAUAUUUGUGCCAAGUUAUGAAAGUGGUAAAUUACAAAGCCUUGAAAACAUGUUAGAAUCUAUUGACCCUAGUCUGGAGAGUUGGAGCACUUACCUCAUUGAAGCCUGUAGACAUCUGCAAAAGAAAAAUUUCUACAACAUCCUGUAUGAAAUCCAACAGUUUAUGAAAGACCAUGUGCGUGCAGCGAUGACCUGCAUACGUUUUUUCUCUCACAAAGCUAAGACCUACCAUGAUUUGGGUGGUAAUCAGAAGUGGUUGGUAAAAUCCAAGGAGCACCUAAAAAUAUACUUGCAAGAGGUAUCCAGAAGCAACAGAAGAAAAUCGUUUGACACAUUUAGAAAAAAAAUGUCUGCAGCUGAUAUUUCCAGGCACAUUAAUACUAUUGAACUUCAGAUGGAGAUUACAAAAUUCCUGCAGAGGUGUGAGAAUUUGGAAAAAAGUCAAGACCAUCACAAACAACCUCCAACUCUUUUUGGACCUAAUAACAUGAAAAUAGAUGUGGCCUGUAGAGUUAUUUUAGGGGGCAAGAAUGUAAAUUUUGAUAAUGGGGACUUUGAUUCCUCCAGUUUUUUACAACUUUUGUUUUUGACAAUCUAGGACUUUCAGCUUGAUGCCUCCAUGGUGUACAGCAAAGUGUGUAAGCAGCUUGUACAUCAGCAGAAUUACUCGGAAAUCUUGCAACUUGUCAAGUGUGUUAGCGAGUCUGGUAUUGCAGCGGAAAAGGAUUGCGAUCAAAUAUUGCUAAGAUGUGUUGAAGAAAUGGCAGACUUGUCUUCAGAUGAACUUGAGAAGUUAAUCCAAGGAAUGAAAAGCGAUGAAGCCAAGAUCAAGGCAUUCUUGGCCUGUCGUAUGAUGAGAUCUGCCUACUUAACUGCAGUCAAACAAGAACAGGAAAAAGCUAUCCAGCUGGUACAGGAGGUUUGGCAAGUGGCACACAAGUUGAAUGACAGUGUGGUCCAAGGAAUCUGUUCCAAGUGGCUAGAUGAACACCCUCCACUUUCAAAGGAAGGACAGUAUCCCACAUCUCGUAAAUAAAAGUGGUAAUUUAGAAGAACUGAAGUGGGUUUUUUUUUUUAUUCCACUUUGCCGCAAUGAUCAAGAUU